Gigantopelta aegis is the source of this 3931-nucleotide messenger RNA. RefSeq names its product peroxisomal acyl-coenzyme A oxidase 1-like. The coding region runs from base 109 to 2121 and encodes 670 amino acids. The transcript has 14 exons. Gene Ontology annotation, cellular component: peroxisome. Gene Ontology annotation, biological process: lipid homeostasis; fatty acid beta-oxidation using acyl-CoA oxidase. The record is from RefSeq and is a predicted model, not a curated record. Gene Ontology annotation, molecular function: fatty acid binding; FAD binding; acyl-CoA oxidase activity. NCBI's taxonomy places the organism in Eukaryota, Metazoa, Mollusca, Gastropoda, Neomphalida, Peltospiridae.
UCUCAGUUACUGCUAUUCCAACUAUCAAACUUCAAAGGUCAUGGUCGAAACCGAUAAAAUUAUGUCCUAAGUUGAACAGUGACCUUUGAUCCCCAGUCCAGAACGAAAAUGGCUGUUGUAAAUCCAGAGCUUGUUCGUGAGAGGAAAAGAGCAACAUUUGAUCCAUUGUUAUUAACUCACUUGUUGUACAAUGGCUCCCAAGAAACUCGCAGAAAGCGAUAUAUUGAGGCAUUGGCAAGUGAAGAUCCUCAUUUUAAAAAUGGCCCGCCAGUUUGUACACUGACGCGAGAAGAAUUCUACGAUGCCAGUGUAAAACAAACUAUGAACUUUUACCGACAGACGAAAGAACUUGGACUUACUAAACCGAUCGAUUUGUUUCACUUCACUCAGGUGUAUUUUUCCGAGUUAGGUAAUCCAGCAUUCCUGCAUGAAGUUGCCUUCCUUCCGACCAUUAUCAGUCAGGGAACCGAAGAACAAAAAGCAAAAUGGCUGCCUUUGGGAAACAAUUAUCAGAUCUUUGGAACAUAUGCUCAAACAGAGAUCGGCCAUGGGUCGAACAUCCGAGGACUCGAAACUACUGCAGUAUACGAUGCCACAACAGAAGAAUUCGUUUUGAACUCCCCAACACUGACAUCCAUCAAAUUUUGGCCAGGCGGAUUGGCCAAGCUGUGCAACAUCUGUGUAGUGGCAGCUCAGCUCUACACUCGAGGAAAGCAUCACGGUCUCCAGUUUUUCAUCGUACCACUGCGCGACUUCGACACACAUGAAACUCUGCCUGGGGUCACUGUUGGAGAUAUUGGAACCAAGUUUUCUUUUGGGGGUAUCGACAACGGGUUCCUCAAACUUGAAAGUGUGAGAAUACCACGGAACUACAUGUUGAUGCGUCAUUCGCAGGUGUUAAUGGAUGGCACGUUUGUGAAACCAAAGAAUCCAAAAAUGGCUUACGGUUCAAUGACUAGCAUUCGAGCUGCUUUGAUGAAUGCUGCAGCAUUCGCUCUGGCUAAAGGUUGUACCAUAGCAAUACGGUACAGUGCGGUACGAAGACAAGUGGAAAUAACUCCUGGUGGCAAAGAGGCCCAGGUGUUAGACUAUCAGACUCAACAAUUCAAGUUGCUACCUUGCCUUGCAACAGCGUAUGCGUUCUGGUUCUCUGGCAAGUUCUUGCAAACCUUCUUCCAUCAGGUUACCAAGGAAAUGGACAAAGGUGCAAUGGAACAACUACCACAGCUGCAUAUGAUAUCUGCCGGCCUGAAGGCGUUUGGUACGUGGACUGCCACCUCCAUGCUGGAAACUCUCCGAAUGUCGUGUGGCGGACACGGGUUCAGCGGGGCCAGUGCGUUUGCCGCGCUCUAUCAGGCGUUCUGUGCAGCGUGCACGUACGAGGGCGAACACACAGUGUUAUUACUACAGACUGCCAGAUUCCUUAUGAAGUGUUUUUCCCAAGUUAAACAAGGGCAGCAACUCACAGGAUUUGUUUCUUACCUCAACCGGCCACUAGAGGGCAGUAGGUGUUCAUUAUCAAGUGACCUUUCUCUAUCAUCUCUUGUAGACAUGUACGAACAUCGGGCACACAGAUUAAUAGCGAAAGCUGCAGAAAGUAUUGAACAUCACUUGACACGUGGGAAGACUGUCGGCCACGCCUCCAACCAGUCCGGUGUGAUGCUCUGUCAGGCAGCGAUGGGCCAUUGCCACAUGUUUGUUCUGAAGAUGUUUGUGGACAAGGUUCACAGUAAAGAUCUUGACACGGAUGUGAAAAACACCCUUCACACUUUGUGUCAGCUCUACGCCGUGUACGGCAUCCACAAAAAUCUCGGUGACUUCCUUGAGGAUGGCUACAUGUCGAGACAGCAGACCGAACUGGUUGAUAAGAAACUGUAUGAGCUGCUGGCAGAUGUGAGGAACAAUGCUGUUGCGCUGGUAGAUGCGUUCGACAUCCCUGACGUUGUGUUAAACAGUGCACUGGGGCGCUUCGACGGAAACGUCUACGACGCGUUGCUAGGUUAUGCCAAACAAUCAAAACUGAAUGAAAGUGAGGUUCACGACUCCUAUUACAAAUACUUAAAGCCAUUCAUGCAGUCGAUGAAGUUGAAAGUUGAUCCGGAGAUUCUGUCCAGAUUAUGAGAACAGAGUUUUGUUUUUGGCUUCAUCUACUGAAUUAGCCAGCUUUUGUGCAGGGCUAGAUAACCCUGUCUGAUCAUAGGGCGAGACGAUUUCUAAAUAUACCAGUGCAUACAUGUACAUGUAACUCUUUUAUGACCACUGACGUCAUAACUCAUGUUUUUCAGAAUUCAGGUUUUUCAGAAUUCUGUUAAAUUACUUACAUAUUGGCCAAAUUGCCAUUUCAUAUGGAAUCAUUGUUUUUAAAAAUACCGGUAUUUUAACAAAUUAAUGUUUUCAACUUAAUAUUUAUCAUCAAGACUGUCCUAUUUAUUAUGUUGAAAGGCAACAAUUUACAUCAAGACUGUCCUAUUUAUUAUGUUGAAAGGCAACAAUUUACACUGUAUUUUGCAACUUACAUGUAUAUGUCAUACAAUAAUGGUGACAUUGAUUGACAGCUGUAUUUCUAAACGUAGAGUUCUGGUUCCGGCUAUCAAUGGGGCAGUAAUUUAAUUUAAUUACAGUGUGUAUUUCCAAGUACAUGUACUUUGACCAUUUUAUUUUUAUAAUAUACACUUUAUUAUUAUAGUAAUUUUAUUACUAUUAAUACAAUACAAAUUUUGGGUCUCCGUCUGGCCUGUACAGUGAUAUUGUUAUUAUUAUUAAUUGUUGUUGUUGUUAUUGAUGUUAUAUAAUUUUUAUCUCUGUUUGCUUACACCAGAUUGUUCUGUAUUGGGCAGUAAAUUGAAAUUGAAACAUCAGUGGAAUGUUAUUGCAUUAGUUAGACUAUAUUUUUGCAUGUAUGAUUAAAUGAGUUUGUAGGUGAAACUACUGAUGGACGAGUUAAAAAAUAUAACCAUCAAUUCGACAGGCUGGCUGCAAAAUUAAUGAUAGAGUAUGUGGAAUCUGGGUCAUUGUAGUGGCUUUUUUAAGAUAUGUGUUUGGACAAAAUGUGGGUUAAAUUUAACAGUAUUUAAAGGUACAUGGAGAAUAAUUCAUCUUUGUUGUUAACAAAGUGAUUCAGACUUUAGAUUAGUCCGAUACCAGUUUUACUUUCAGUUUGGUUCUUUUCUUUUCUUAUUAUAGUUACUGUGCUAUUUAUUACCCUUGUUUCAACAAUUUUACUUUACACAUACAAUUAUAAAGUGAAAUAAAAUAUUGCAAUUAAAAUGAUAUACGGUAUGUUAAAAACCUGAUUCAAUGAGUGAACACUGAAGUUUUAUUAUUUAAUAUCAAUAUUAUAUUCUGCUGUUGGCUAACAGACUACACUUGGUGUGAAUUUUUACUGACUUACCGGUACAUGAACAGCAGACUAAUAAAAUAUAAAUUUUUCAACCUUAAUUCUAUAAUUAGAUAUUUUUUAUGUACGUAUUUGUAUUACCUGGAAUAUUGAACAUAUACAUAUUCAGUGAUGGAAAUAAGCAGAAAUUUUCAUUAGUCCACAUAACAGAUAAAUCUAGAAAUCUACUUGUCCACCUAUAAUUGAAUUGUGCAAAUAAAUGAUGUUUUAUUCAAGUGCAAGGACAAUGUCCUUGAUUGCUCAAAAUGAAACUGCAUUGAACAUUUUUAUUUGUCGACCGGAUAACCACCAAAGUACAUUUUGCUUGUCCGAGCAGAUUUUCACUUGUCAGGACAAACGGACGAGUGCUUAUUUUGAACACUGAUAUUUGUAUUGUAUUAAUCUUAUUCAUACCUGUUAUACAGAAAAUCAACACAUGAUAUAUUGUUAAAUCUGCUGACUAUGCAAAUAUGUGAAAUACUUUGUUAAAUCAUGCAUACAUGUAUAUACAUACAUAUGUAUUAUAUAUUUUUAUUAAAAUAAUUUAAAUAAUCA